UAACGGCUUCUUUCCCAAGAGCACAAAUAAUAACAGUCUAGAGAGACAGAGACAAACAAGAGAAAAUGUCGUGGUGUGUUCUAAAACCCUUUAAUGCCUCGUUGAUCAACGUCGGUGCAGUGCGCAACCGAAUCCCAUUUGCUAUCGGCGGCAUUGGUUGCGCCUCCGUCGUCGCAACGGGUUUUUGGCGGCAGUGUUGUUCCAAUCGACUAACCACCCCUCCUUUCGCUUCCUUGAACACUUGCACUUUCCCUCCUCAAAAGGAGGCUGUUAAAACAGACAAGGCUCCGGCAGCAUUGGGGCCAUAUUCUCAAGCAAUUAAAUCCAAUAACCUUGUAUUUGUUUCUGGUGUCUUAGGUCUCAUUCCAGAGACUGGGAAGUUUGUCUCACAGGAUGUUGAGGAUCAGACAGAACAGGUACUUAAGAAUAUGGGGGAGAUACUGAAAGCUAGUGGUAGCGACUAUUCCUUAGUAGUAAAGACAACAAUAAUGUUGGCUGACUUGAAAGACUUCAAGAAAGUGAAUGAUAUCUAUGCAAACUACUUCCCUGCACCAUUUCCUGCUCGCUCAACUUAUCAGGUAGCUGCGUUGCCUCUGGAUGCCAAAAUUGAAAUCGAGUGCAUCGCUGAACUUCCCCAAAAAGUGGAGCCUCAGCCACUUUCGCACACAUGACCUAGCCAUCCACAGGAGCUCAAGGCUGUUUUCAGAAAGUGCUCAAAGUAAUAAAGUGGGAUGACAAUAGCGAUUUACUUACCCUUGGAUGUAUCUCCCAAUAUUAGCAAGUACAUGCUUGAGAACAUGGGGCAAGUGAUAGGGGUUCUAGACAUCGAGGAAUUUACACUUUCAACAAGUGCCAUUAUUCGAUGAAUGUGUAGUGGGGUUCUAGACAGACUUUUUGAGCCUUGCAAUUUGCAACCUUUAUGUUAACCUUGCGUCUGACGCAGCGCAUAUUCCUCUCUCUA
Molecule: messenger RNA, 961 nt
Organism: Populus euphratica (Euphrates poplar)
Lineage: Eukaryota; Viridiplantae; Streptophyta; Magnoliopsida; Malpighiales; Salicaceae
Product: reactive Intermediate Deaminase A, chloroplastic-like
Exons: 6
Coding region: 66-671 (201 amino acids)
Cellular component (GO): mitochondrion; cytosol
Molecular function (GO): deaminase activity
Source: RefSeq, a predicted model, not a curated record